AGAAAACAAAGAAAAGAUAAAUUCAUAUAAUUAGAAGCAUGUUCUAAACUAAUCAACAGAAGAUAGAAAAAAAGUAAACCUAACUCUUCAAUUAAACGUACAGAAGACAUCGGUACUAGCUAUGGGGCAAGAUGGAUGAGCUGAUUUUGGACCCCUCCUUGUACACUGUCAAAGCCAUUCUGACUCUGGACAAUGGUGGAGAUAGAUUUUUUGCCAAGUACUGUGACGACAGCUACCCCGGUGUCAAGGAGCAAAAGGCCUUUGAGAAGAACACUUUCAACAAGACCUGUCAGACUGACACUGAAACUGCCCUCUUGGGAGGCCUGACAGUGGUAUGCAAAAGCAGUAUCGAUCUCUAUUUCUAUACGAUUGGCAGCUCAUACGAAAAUGAGAUGAUGCUCAUGGCUAUUCUGAACUGCCUCUUCUUCGACUCACUGAGCCAGAUGUUGAGGAAAAAUGUAGAAAAGCGAGCUCUGCUGGAGAACAUGGAGGGGUUCUUCUUGGUUGUGGAUGAAAUCGUAGAUUGGGGGGUGAUCCUAGAGAGCAAUCCCCAGCAAUGGGUACAGCGGGUGGCACUAAGGGGAGAUGUCCCCCUUACAGAGCAGACCAAGUCUCAGGUGCUGCAGUCAGCCAAAGAACAGAUCAAGUGGUCACUCCUUCGGUGAAGACCUCACUGUUCCUGGCUCCUUACCCCCUCAAAAAAUCCACGUCUGCUAUGACUUCUCAUCCAGUCCCCCAACUAAUGCUCUCAGGGUCAUCUCGGGGAUCACAGGGAUCCUUAGAUCUCCAUCCUGUCUGUGGCUGCCUCCCCCACAAACCUGUAUACACUUCCCAUUCCUUCGCACUCUUUUUUGCAGUUCUGGGACUAAAGCUCUCAGCAGACUUUUGGACACAGGGCAGUGGAAGAACCCUCUUCCUUUCUCAACUGGAUGAUGCUCCCAUGCUCUCCUAUCCCCCAUAUUUUCUCCCCCACUUCUGUGCUCUUUGGCUGCAGCUACACUUCAGAUCAAAGCAGGAGAAAGAAUGUGCUGAGUGCUUUCCUCCCUUUGUCUUUACCCUGCCUUCAUCCCAACAGCCCAUGAAGGGGAGGGAGAGUGAAUUCUUUUCUACAGAACGAGUGGGGGUGGGGAGAGGCAUAUCAUGUCUCGGCCGCAGCCCUGCAUGCUGGCCUCAGUAUUUUCCCCCAUUCCUUCUUACUGUCCAGGACUCCAGCCUUGGAAAAAAGCUUGGGAACACUCAUAGGCAGGGGACAGAGUGGAAUAAGCAGUGAUUUAAAUUUUAUUGGAGAGGGCCUAUAACAUUCUGUAUUUCAGCCACAGCUGCAUGUUUUACCCUGAUCCUGGCUUAUAGUUUCAAAACUGCUGUGGUCUGUGCGUACUCAUUGUGGGAGUGUCCAUCUUUUUGUCCGAUACCUUAACUCUCCACUUUCACUACCUGUGGGAUCUCUGCCUGGCUUGUCCUCUCUGUGCCCUGGAGCAAAGCCAGUCCCUGAACUAAAACCCCAUUCUAGUCUUGGGAAGAAGAGUUUCUGCUCAGAACUGGAGACAGGGUAGAAUUUAUGACUUGGGCCUCUGGGAUCUCUCAGUCCCCUUCUCCCCGCCUCAUGCAUUUCAUUCUUCUGUCUUGGGUCUGAGAUAUCUGCUUAACCCUGUCCUCUCUCUGCCUCAGCCUUACAUCCAGGCAGUAGGUCUGGUCAUCUGGUC
Messenger RNA from Balaenoptera musculus (blue whale), 1703 nucleotides. RefSeq names its product coatomer subunit zeta-1-like. The record is from RefSeq and is a predicted model, not a curated record. The coding region runs from base 132 to 665 and encodes 177 amino acids. Lineage: Eukaryota; Metazoa; Chordata; Mammalia; Artiodactyla; Balaenopteridae. Gene Ontology annotation, cellular component: COPI vesicle coat. The transcript has a single exon. Gene Ontology annotation, biological process: intra-Golgi vesicle-mediated transport; retrograde vesicle-mediated transport, Golgi to endoplasmic reticulum; intracellular protein transport.